Lottia gigantea (owl limpet) is the source of this 363-nucleotide messenger RNA. RefSeq lists its product as hypothetical. The transcript has 2 exons. The record is from RefSeq and is a predicted model, not a curated record. Bases 1 to 363 code for a protein of 120 amino acids. NCBI's taxonomy places the organism in Eukaryota, Metazoa, Mollusca, Gastropoda, Lottiidae.
AUGUUGAGGAUAAUUCUCGUUUCACUGUUAAUAUCUUUAACGCACGGUGCCACUUGGAAACCAACUAGUUGGGAACAUUGUCGCACCAAUUCAGACUGUCCUAAUAUUAAACAACAAUGUUGUUCCAUUACGCCAUCACUUGGUAAAAGACAGGCUAUGUUUCCUGUCUUUGUGAAAUAUUGUCUACCUUAUAAAGUGGAAACGGCUCCAUGGUGUGAACUUAGAUUACAGUACAAUUCAACCACACCUAAUUACCAUGGAUUGUGUCCGUGUGCACCUGGUUUAAGAUGUUCACCAUCUACUGAACUGAAUAAUGAUCAUUAUCCUAGAGAAAGAUUUGGUAAAUGCAAACCAAUAGCAUAA